CCAAAGAGAGAGAGAGAGAGAAAAAAAAAAAGAGGGACAAAAAGAGAGACCUUUACCUGACCGUUGGUGCGACGACGCUUUGGGAAGACCUACAAAACCAGCGUCGUCUUUAGACAACCACCUUCUUCAUUCUCACCCCCAAAAUCAAAAUUACCCAUUCAAUAUUUUUAAUUAUAAAUAUAUUCUUAUUCAAUUUCAUAACCUUUCUCUCUAUCAAUAUAUUUGAAUGAAUGUUAGCUUUAUAGCUCUUCAAGUUGUAGAUCUCUUUCAACAACCCUAUUCUUCUUUCAGUGGUCAUACAUCAAAGCUCGAUAUGCAUGGUACUGCAAAGAAAUUAACCUUCCAAGAAUCUAGCAGAUCUUGUUAUUCCAAGACAGAAUCUGGGUCUAAGCUGAUUGCAUCAUUCAAGUUAAAAAAGGGUAGCAAAAUAUCCGAUGGCAAGAAACACAAACCAAAAUCAAAAUCUCAUGUAAACACAGUUGGUCCAAAUCUUUCAAAGAGGACAGUUACUGAGUCUGUAGGCAGGGGGCCCAAGAAUGAUUCCAUAAGUAGAAAAUUUGUGAGUAAAAAAAUUCUGCAUAAAGCCCUUGAUACAAAGUCUUCCAAGAAGCAGUCUUCAUUGAAGCUUCAAGGUGGAAAACCCUCGCUUAAUAGCUCUGAGGGAAAUGGAAAAAAUGCUGAUGGGGGGGUCAAAAUUACUAAUCUUAAGAAGAGGAAGAAGAGAAGGCAAAAGGAUACUGUGGAGCUGGAUGAAGCUUCUCGUUUGAAGAGGAGAACAAGGUACUUGUUGAUUAAAAUGAAGCUGGAGCAGAACCUUAUUGAUGCUUACUCUGGGGAAGGUUGGAAAGGUCAGAGUCGAGAAAAGAUUAAGCCAGAAAAGGAACUGCAACGAGCCAAGAAGCAGAUAUUGAAGUGUAAACUUGGAAUACGUGAUGCAAUUCGUCAGCUGGAUUCACUUAGUUCAGAAGGAUGCAUUGAAGAUUCUGUCAUUGCUCCAGAUGGAUCUGUAUACCAUGAACAUAUAUUCUGUGCAAAGUGCAAGUUGCGUGAAGCUUUCCCAGAUAAUGAUAUUAUACUUUGUGAUGGGACAUGUAACUGUGCUUUCCACCAAAAAUGCCUUGACCCUCCAUUGGAUACUGACAAUAUUCCUCCAGGUGAUCAAGGUUGGUUUUGCAAAUUUUGUGAGUGUAAGAUGGAAAUUCUAGAAGCAAUGAAUGCCCAUCUUGGGACCCACUUCUCCAUGAACAGUAUUUGGCAGGAUAUAUUCAAGGAAGAGGCUGCUUUCCCUGAUGGUGGGAAUGCAUUACUAGAUCCAGCAGAAGAAUGGCCCUCAGAUGAUUCUGACGAUGAUGAUUAUAAUCCAGAGAGGAGGGAAAACAGUUGCACGAUCAGUGGGGCAGAAGCUGAUGAAAAUGCAUCAGAUGACACCGGCAGUUCUACUAGCCUGAGCUGGUCUUUAGAUGGUGAAGUUUUUUCUGGAAAGGAGAGCAUGGGCUGUGAAAACCAUUUUGCUAAUACCAGUUUAGAUUCUGAUGAAUCCACAGAGGGUGAAAUCAUAUGUGGCCCUAGGCAGCGAAGAACCGUUGACUAUAAAAAGUUAUAUGAUGAAAUGUUUGGAAAGGAUGCUCCUCCAUAUGAACAAGUGAGUGAAGAUGAAGACUGGGGUCCUGCUAAAAGAAAGCGGAGAGAAAAGGAAUCUGAUGCAGCCAGUACUCUUAUGACACUGUAUGAAAGUGAGAAAAAGUGUUCAAAUUCUGACACCCGAGAGGUGAAAAAGAAACGUCCUCUAGAAACAUCAACUAGAAGGGCAUUUUUUAGAAUACCUCGCAAUGCAGUAGAGAAGCUUCGUCAAGUCUUCACUGAGAAUGAGCUUCCACCUAGAGCUGUCAAGGAGGAUCUUUCAAAGGAGUUGGGCCUUGAUCCUGAGAAGGUUAGCAAAUGGUUCAAAAAUGCCCGGUACUUAGCACUUAAAUCCAGAAAGGGAGAGAUUGGAACGCAACUUCAUAGUUUUAAGGAAUCCAGAUUAGAAAAUGUAGAGAAAAGCGCUACCAAUGUUGAGGCAUCAGAGGGUACCUCUGCAGAGAUUAUGGUUCAUAUGCCAAAGAACGUUAAAAACCAGAGAAAGCGCUUGAAGUCAUUAACCGGAACUUUAAAGAAAAAACAGCAUAUAAGAUCUUCACUAGGGUCACAUUCAAAUGGCAACAAGGAUAUAGUGGAGUUCAGCGAUGAUGUGAGCUUGAAGAAGCUUUUAAAAGCAAGAACUAAGGAGAGGAAGAGGAUCAAUGUGAUGGCUGGAGGUGGUGGAUUUCAAGUGGCAGAGAUGGAAAUGGAAAGACUUUGCGAAGUUAAGGAUAGACUAGAGACCAUAAAGCAGAAACUACUAAGACUUCAAAAUGACAAAGCUAAGAAUUCAGAUAGAUGUCAUUUGUUUCAACUGAAUGUGAUUUAUGUUCCCGUAGCAGAACUGAGGGAAAAAGUUUGAUCCUGUGCAAUGUAUUGAAUUUUUUUUUUUUUUGGCAGUGCCUUUAGUUUUAGUUGUAGCAAGUUGAAGCAUACAUCCAGAAGUCAAGUGUAUACAUAUCUUCUUCUGGUUCACAAGUAAAUAUUUACUUUACAUGA
This is a messenger RNA of Quercus lobata, 2619 nucleotides long. It is a transcript of the gene PRHA, whose product is annotated as pathogenesis related homeodomain protein A. Gene Ontology annotation, cellular component: nucleus. NCBI's taxonomy places the organism in Eukaryota, Viridiplantae, Streptophyta, Magnoliopsida, Fagales, Fagaceae. The transcript is spliced from 11 exons. The record is from RefSeq and is a predicted model, not a curated record. Gene Ontology annotation, molecular function: chromatin binding; DNA binding. Gene Ontology annotation, biological process: negative regulation of gene expression, epigenetic. The coding region runs from base 227 to 2482 and encodes 751 amino acids.